This is a messenger RNA of Corapipo altera (White-ruffed manakin), 2250 nucleotides long. RefSeq names its product myosin-6. The annotation marks the transcript as partial. Lineage: Eukaryota; Metazoa; Chordata; Aves; Passeriformes; Pipridae. Gene Ontology annotation, molecular function: cytoskeletal motor activity; protein binding; ATP binding. Gene Ontology annotation, cellular component: myosin complex. The transcript has 16 exons. The record is from RefSeq and is a predicted model, not a curated record.
AAUGAGACAGUGGUGGGGCUCUACCAGAAAUCAGCCCUGAAGCUGUUGGCCAACCUCUUCUCCAACUAUGCUGGGGCAGAUGCCGGUGGUGAUGGAGGGAAGGGGAAAGGAGCCAAGAAGAAAGGUUCCUCCUUUCAGACUGUCUCAGCCCUGCACCGGGAGAACCUUAACAAGCUGAUGGCCAACCUUAAGACCACCCACCCUCAUUUUGUUCGCUGCAUCAUCCCCAAUGAGCGGAAGGAACCAGGUGUGAUGGACAAUCCCCUGGUAAUGCACCAGCUCCGCUGUAAUGGGGUGCUGGAGGGCAUCCGCAUCUGCCGCAAGGGCUUCCCAAACCGCAUCCUCUAUGGGGACUUCCGCCAGCGGUACCGCAUCCUGAACCCCGCUGCCAUCCCCGAGGGGCAGUUCAUCGACAGCCGCAAGGGUGCUGAGAAGCUCCUGGGAUCCAUCGACAUUGACCACAACCAGUAUAAGUUUGGACACACCAAGGUCUUCUUCAAGGCUGGGUUGCUGGGGCUCCUGGAGGAGAUGAGGGAUGAGCGUCUCUCCCGCAUCAUCACCCGCAUCCAGGCUCAGGCCCGAGGUCAGCUCAUGCGCAUUGAGUUCAAGAAGAUCCUGGAGCGCCGGGACUCACUGCUGGUGAUCCAGUGGAACAUCAGGGCCUUCAUGGGGGUGAAGAACUGGCCUUGGAUGAAGCUCUACUUCAAGAUCAAGCCCUUGUUGAAGAGUGCUGAAACAGAGAAGGAGAUGCAGAACAUGAAGGAGGAGUUUGGGCGGCUGAAGGAGGCCCUGGAGAAGUCAGAGACCCGGCGGAAGGAGUUGGAGGAGAAGAUGGUCUCCAUGCUGCAGGAGAAGAAUGACCUUCAGCUCCAAGUGCAGGCUGAGCAGGACAACCUCAAUGAUGCUGAAGAGCGCUGUGACCAGCUGAUCAAGAACAAGAUCCAGCUGGAGGCCAAGGUGAAGGAGCUGACAGAGCGACUGGAGGAUGAGGAAGAGAUGAACGCAGAACUGACAGCUAAAAAGAGGAAGCUGGAGGAUGAGUGCUCAGAGUUGAAAAAGGACAUUGAUGAUCUAGAGCUGACUUUGGCCAAGGUGGAAAAGGAGAAACAUGCCACAGAAAAUAAGGUCAAGAACCUCACAGAGGAGAUGGCCGGGCUGGAUGAGACCAUUGCCAAGUUAACAAAGGAGAAGAAGGCACUGCAAGAAUCUCACCAGCAAACACUCGAUGACCUGCAGGCGGAGGAAGACAAGGUCAACACCUUGACAAAGGCCAAACUCAAGCUGGAACAGCAAGUGGAUGAUCUUGAAGGCUCCCUGGAACAGGAGAAAAAGAUCCGGAUGGACCUGGAACGGGCCAAAAGGAAGCUGGAAGGCGACUUGAAGCUGACCCAGGAGAACAUCAUGGACCUGGAGAAUGACAAGCAGCAGCUGGAGGAGAAGCUCAAGAAGAAAGAGUUUGAGAUCAACCAGCAGAACAGCAAGGUUGAGGAUGAGCAGGCACUGGCCCUGCAGCUCCAGAAGAAGCUGAAAGAGCUGCAGGCACGGAUUGAGGAGCUGGAGGAGGAGCUGGAGGCAGAACGAACGGGCAGGGCCAAGGUGGAGAAGCUACGCUCAGACCUGUCACGGGAGUUGGAGGAGAUCAGUGAGCGUCUGGAGGAGGCAGGUGGUGUCACCUCAGUGCAGAUUGAGCUCAACAAGAAGCGAGAGGCAGAAUUCCAGAAGAUGCGGAGGGACCUGGAGGAGGCCACACUGCAGCAUGAGGCCACAGCUGCUGCGCUGCGCAAGAAGCACGCUGACAGCGUGGCCGAGCUCAGCGAGCAGAUCGACAACCUACAGCGUGUCAAGCAGAAGCUGGAGAAGGAGAAGAGUGAGCUCAAACUGGAGCUGGAUGACCUCAGCUCCAACAUGGAACAGCUGAUCAAGGCCAAGGUGGGUAUGGAGAAGGUCUCUCGCACCAUGGAGGACCAGGCAGCUGAACACCGGGCCAAGUUGGAGGAGACCCAACGAGUCCUCAAUGACACCAGCACCCAACGGGCUAAGCUCCAGACCGAGAAUGGAGAGCUGUCCCGCCAACUGGAGGAGAAGGAGGCCCUUGUCUCCCAACUAACCAGGGGCAAGCAGUCAUAUACCCAGCAGAUGGAGGACCUGAAGAGGCAACUGGAGGAGGAGAUGAAGGCCAAGAAUGCACUGGCCCACACCCUCCAGUCGGCCCGGCAUGACUGUGACCUGCUGCGGGAGCAAUAUGAGGAG